AUGAUAUAUUUAUUUUAUAAAUAAAUAUUCACAGCCAUGAGAGAGCCAAGGAUGCAAUAUUCUACUCCUAUAAUAGACACAUCAAUGGUUUUGCAGCAAUAUUAGAAGAAAAAGAAGCAGAAGAGCUAGCAAGGAAUCCAAAUGUAGUUUCUGUAUCUUUGAACAAAAUGCAUCAAUUGCAUACAACAAGGUCAUGGGAAUUUCUUGGACUAGAAGGAAAUAGAAUACUUCCUAAGUACUCCAUUUGGGAGAAGGCAAGAUAUGGUGAUGAUACAAUCAUUGGUAACCUUGAUACAGGUGUAUGGCCUGAAUCUCAGAGCUUUAGUGACCAAGGAAUGAGCCCUAUUCCAUCAAAAUGGCGCGGAAAUGGGAUAUGCCAAAUCGACAAUUUUAUUGACUCCAACAAAACUUAUUGCAACAGGAAGCUUAUAGGAGCAAGAUUUUUCUACAAAGGUUAUGAGGCAUAUGCAGGAAAACUCGGUGCAUUAUUUUACACCGCACGGGACACGAUAGGUCAUGGUUCUCACACACUAUCAACAGCUGGAGGUAAUUUUGUUCAAGGAGUAAGUGUUUUGGGCAAUGGUAAUGGCACUGCCAAAGGUGGAUCUCCGAAGGCUCGUGUUGCGGCCUACAAAGUGUGUUGGCUACUUGGCUGCAAUGACGCAGAUAUCUUAGCAGGUUUUGAGGCUGCCAUAAGUGAUGGUGUUGAUGUGCUUUCAGUUUCUCUUGGAGGAAAGACUAAAAAUCUGUUUACAGAUUCAGUUGCUAUAGGUUCCUUCCAUGCAGUUGCAAAUAGUAUAGUAGUAGUUAGUUCUGCUGGAAAUGAUGGACCCUAUUUUGGAACUGUUGUAAAUACGGCACCUUGGUUAUUCACUGUUGCCGCUAGCACAAUUGAUAGAGACUUCACCAGUUAUGUUAAACUAGGUGACAACACGUACAUUAAGGGAACAAGUCUUUCAUCUAAGGACUUGCCAUCCCGCGAGUUCUAUCCUUUGAUUAGUGCUAAAGAAGCCAAACAUUUCUAUGUUAUAUCUAGAGAAGCCAAGUUCUGCAGACAUGGAACACUUGAUGUCGAAAAGGUGAUGGGAAAAAUAGUGGUAUGCCUUGAAGAUGAAUUAUUUGGAAUUGCUAAUGCAGGUGAAGAAGCUUCUUCAGCAGGAGCAGUAGGAAUGAUUUUGGCUAGUGAUUAUAAAAGCUUUUAUGAUUUUACUGCAUACCCUCAUGUUUUACCUACUUCACAUGUCAAUUAUUCUGAUGGUCAAUAUAUUUAUUCCUACAUCCAAAGUGAAAAUAACCCUGUUGCUUACAUAACAAAAGCAAUAACAGAAUUUCCAAUUAUUCCAGCUCCAGUGAUUGCUUCAUUUUCAUCAAGGGGACCUAGCACAAUUCUUCCAUCAAUUCUAAAACCUGAUAUCACUGCACCUGGAGUGAACAUAAUUGCUGCUUACUCAGAAGCCACAAGUGUAUUUGGAAUAGAAUCAAAUAAUAGGAUUCCAUAUAAUUCCUUUUCUGGAACUUCUAUGUCAUGCCCUCAUGUGUCUGGCAUAGUAGGUCUUCUCAAAACACUUCAUCCUGAAUGGAGUCCAGCAGCUAUCAAAUCAGCAAUUAUGACCACUGCAAGCAAAACGGACAACAGCAAAAGACCUAUCAAGGAUCGAUUCUACGAAAAUGCAACUCCAUUUGCAUAUGGUUCGGGUCACAUUCAGCCUGAUCUUGCUAUAGACCCUGGACUAAUUUACGAUCUUAAUGUGGUAGAUUACUUAAACCUAUUAUGUGGUUAUAAUCAAAGCCAUAAACAAAUUAAGGCUAUUUACAACAAGCCUUUCAUUUGUCCAAAGUCCUACAAUGUGUUGGAUUUCAACUACCCUACAAUCACAAUACUUGAUCUCGAGGACAAAACCGUAAAUGUUAGUCGAACUGUUACAAAUGUUGGACGUCCAAGUACAUAUAUCAUGCAAUCCAAGGCACCUGAUGGAGUUUCAGUUGUGGUUGAGCCAAGUUACUUGAGCUUUAAGAAAGUUGGUGAGAAAAAAUCAUUCAAGGUUAUUGUGAUGAAAACUAUGGAUAAUGGUGAUGAUGUUUCUACUACAUUGGAUUAUGUAUUUGGGGAAUUAUUGUGGACAAAUGGAAAUCAUAGAGUAAGGAGUACUAUUGCAGUGAAGUUCAAGUAGAAAUUAAUUUCAUGUCAAUUGCUUAGAGUUGUAGAGCCAUUAAUCAAUAAAUUUAGAAAGUGAUGUGAUUUGUUAUAUAGUUAUCUGCAGAUUAUAAUCUUUGAUGCUAAUGUAAAGUUACAACUUAUUUCAGCAAAAAAAGAAAGAAAAAAAAGUUAGAAUUUAUCUCUAGCAUCUUAUAAGAAAUCAUAAAAUUUCAUUAGAAAUUUUUGGUCUGAGCUACUAAAUCAGAGGGAUUUUCUCCAUCGUGAUUCAAAUUCUCUGUGAAUACUGUUGUGUUGCAUGAGAUCACUUUAAUCAUAGUAUUCACUUUAGUGUAUAUUUGGUUUUACACCAAAAAAAGUUGAUUUUUUAGUUAAUUGAUACACUUCAAAGGAUUUAUAUUUGGGUGGAGGUAAAGAUUGUGAGUGGAGUGGAGGUUUGCGAAUUCAGACCGAAUUUGCAAGACCGAAUUCGUGAAAGCACCGUGAACCGGUAGUUGCGAACUGAUUCGCGAUUCACAGGCUGUAUAGCGAAUUAUGUGACUAUGGUUUUGCUAGAGGUCUUGGUGAUUGUGAUGUUAUAGUGGCGGAGCUUUGGGGUGUUUUAGUAUGCCCGACGACUUGGUUUCCGGCGCAUUGAAUUGCAUAGUGAUUCACGGGUGGUAGUUCAUAUGGUCAACUAUGCAGAAGGAAAUUAUUCAAAAGGUUGGAGCAUUUGUAGGAGGAUUUCUUCAGCUAAAUUGGGAGGUGUGAAUAUGUAAUAUUAUGAAGCAAAUUUGUGUGUGAAUGCUCUUGCGCAUAUAGGUUGUAAAUUGGAAAAUUCUAUGAUGUAAUAUGAGUCGUGUCCGACUCAAAUUAGACACUUAAUGACAGCUGACGCAGCUGAGACCAAUGUUUCCAAACUAGUUUUAGUGUAACCUUUCCUCAGGGCUUAGGCCCUCCAUUCAAUAAAAAAAGAAGUUAUAUUUAAA
This is a messenger RNA of Trifolium pratense (red clover), 3123 nucleotides long. Its product is annotated as subtilisin-like protease SBT5.3. Lineage: Eukaryota; Viridiplantae; Streptophyta; Magnoliopsida; Fabales; Fabaceae. Bases 168 to 2171 code for a protein of 667 amino acids. Gene Ontology annotation, molecular function: serine-type endopeptidase activity. Gene Ontology annotation, biological process: proteolysis. The record is from RefSeq and is a predicted model, not a curated record. The transcript is spliced from 9 exons.